Messenger RNA from Rhodotorula graminis WP1, 1065 nucleotides. RefSeq lists its product as uncharacterized. Gene Ontology annotation, cellular component: precatalytic spliceosome. Bases 1 to 1065 code for a protein of 354 amino acids. The record is from RefSeq and is a predicted model, not a curated record. The transcript is spliced from 4 exons. Lineage: Eukaryota; Fungi; Basidiomycota; Microbotryomycetes; Sporidiobolales; Sporidiobolaceae.
AUGGCCAACACGACCCGCGCAGGCGCCCUCUCGAUCCACGGCACCAACCCGCAGUACCUCGUCCCGACCGUCAUCCGCCAGCGCGUGUACGACACCAUCUACUGGAAGGAGCACUGCUUUGCCCUGACGUCGGCGACCGUCAUCGACCGCGCCGUCGAGCUCGAGGCCGUCGGCGGCACGUACGCCAACACGCGCCCGACAGAGUUCAUCUGCCUCGUCCUCAAGCUCCUCCAGCUGCAACCCGAGCGCGAGAUCGUCCUCGAGUACCUCCGAGCCGAAGAGUUCAAGUACUUGCGAGCACUCGCGGCGUUCUACGUCCGGCUCACGUUCGACUCGCUCAACUGCUACGAGGUCCUCGAGCCGUUGCUCAACGACUACCGCAAGCUGCGCUUCCGCGCCAUGGACGGCUCCUACUCGAUCCUGACGAUCGACGAGUUUGCCGACCAGCUCCUGCACGGCGAAUCGGUGUGCGAGAUCCAGCUGCCGCGCCUCACGCAGCGCAAGGUGCUCGAGGAGACCGAGGGCCUCGCGCCGCGCCGGAGCAAGCUCGGGCGGGCGCUCGGCGUGCGAGGUGCGGGCGAGGGCGAGGGCGCGGCGAGUGCGAGUGGGAGUGCGAGUGGGAGCGGGAGCGGGAGCGAGGACGAGGGGAGCGAGGGAGGGAGGAGGAGAGCGGGCCGGUACGUCUCGCGCAGCCCGAGCGCGAGCCGGUCGCCGAGUCCGAGCCCGAUGGACGAGGGCCCGGAGCCCGAGUACUGGACCGAGGGGUCCGGCUCGGAGGACGGCGAGGGCGAGGCGGGCGCACCACGGGGCGGGCGCGACGUCAAGCGGCGCCGCAAGCCCGUCGUCGAGGUCGAGGGGCGCGACGGGCGGCGCCACACGGUCGUGCACGAGCGCGGGCGCUGUGCGUCUCCCGACGACGAGGGGCGGUACGUGAGCCGGAGCCCGAGCCCGCCGAGCGACGACGGCGACGGCGACGGCGAGGGCAGGUUCGUGUCGCGCAGCCCGACGAGGAGCGCAUCGCCCGGGGAGCGGAUCGAGGUCGAGCAUGUGGCGGGGGACGUGUAG